Messenger RNA from Micropterus salmoides (largemouth bass), 3739 nucleotides. It is a transcript of the gene acer3, whose product is annotated as alkaline ceramidase 3. The transcript has 11 exons. The record is from RefSeq and is a predicted model, not a curated record. Gene Ontology annotation, cellular component: endoplasmic reticulum membrane. Gene Ontology annotation, biological process: ceramide metabolic process; phytosphingosine biosynthetic process. The coding region runs from base 42 to 845 and encodes 267 amino acids. NCBI's taxonomy places the organism in Eukaryota, Metazoa, Chordata, Actinopteri, Centrarchiformes, Centrarchidae.
UACAAAUCCGUUAGUACCCCACAGCCUCCUCCUCUUCCAUCAUGGCUCCCUCGGCAGACAGGCAAGGAUACUGGGGGCGGCCGACCUCAACGCUGGACUGGUGUGAAGAAAAUUAUGUCGUCUCUUUUUACAUCGCUGAAUUUUGGAACACUGUCAGCAACCUGAUUAUGAUUCUUCCUCCAAUUUGUGGGGCCAUCCAGACAUUUCGUGACGGCCUUGAGUUUCGCUACAUCUGCUCUUUCCUCGGACUGGCAGCUGUUGGUGUCGGUUCCUGGUGCUUUCACAUGACGCUGCUAUAUGAGAUGCAGUUACUGGACGAGUUACCAAUGAUUUACAGUACAUGUGUCUUUGUCUACUGUCUAUAUGAGUGCUUCAAACAAGAGAACAGCAUCAGCUUAUUUCCUAUUGCAUUAUUAUUAAUCUUCAGCAUCUCAGUCACUGUGGUAUACUUACUGUGGAAGGAGCCAGUCUUUCACCAGGUCAUGUAUGGUGCUCUAGUCGCUUGUCUUGUGAUGCGAUCUGUUUUCAUUGUUACAUGGGUUUACCCAUGGCUCAGACCACUGUGUUACACCUCCUUAGGAGUCUUUAUGUUAGGGUUUCUACUGUGGAACAUCGACAAUAUCUUCUGUGACACAUUAAGAGCCAGUAGACAAAGACUUCCCCCUGGUGUUGGCGUAGUUACACAGUUCCAUGCCUGGUGGCACAUCUUAACCGGCCUUGGAUCAUACCUGCACAUACUUCUCAGCCUGCAGAUCAGGUCAACCUACCUCAAGUACAGACCAAAAGUAAAGUUUCUUUGUGGCGUUUGGCCCACUUUCCACAUUGAACCACAGAAGACGAGCUGAAACUUAGGGAUGGGGACCAGCUGAAGGAUGGUGAGAUAUCAAGACACCAUUGGCACAGGGACUUGCCAUUGUCCACUGCUGGGAAAUCAGCCCACAGCUAGGGGGAAGGUAGACCCCAAGGCAACACCCCAGGGACCCUUCGGUUCUGCACUGUGGGGAUUUACUAAGUACAGUAUAGCACCGAGUCCAGUUUUAAGACAUUGAAGAUUUUUUCAUUAAUCAUAAUUUAUUAGACUAGCUUUUCUUUAAUUUUAUUUAAGUGUAAUAAUUUAAAUUUGCUCACACAUUGUCAAUGCAAAUCUGACGUGUAGUCCACUGUGGUGAUAAAUGUUGAAGGGGUUUUAAAUGUUAUCUUAAUUAGGGUUUGGGAAAAGGGAAAACUGUCAUUAAUUCAGAAUUCACAUUAGCGUAUUUAUGGUUGUAUUUUUGAUUCUGUGGAAAUAUGAAUCUCCUAAGCCUAGAGAUAUUUGAUCAUCCAAGUAUAACUAAUGUUGUUUGCUUAUGUGUAGUUUUAAAGGGAGCUCUGCUUUCAACAUCGAGUAUCACAUUGUCUCACUACAUCUGGGAUAGUAACUGCUAAAAAGUGAAGGUGAUACUGUGUUAGUGUAGCUGAGCUGUCUUGCCCACAGGCUUCAUGUUUACUUGAAAUUUUCCAUUGAAACAUGCAAAGACUGGAAUGAUUAUUUUCUGUUUUUGUUUCAUUGCCAAAGUUGCUCUGGGAUUUAAAACAGACAUGUAAUGUGUGAGACACAUUAAUCUUGUUAGAGCCAACAAGAGAUGCAAUGCUUAUAGAUUUGUUACACAUCCUUACACAACAGAAUUUUAAUUUUGUAUAGGACAGGGUUAAAUUUUACCAGGUUCUGUACACAAAGAAAGUGGAACCACUUUCUACAUCUCAAGUUUCUGUGGUCAGAAAAAAACGCUUUCAUAGUCUUUAAAGUGAUACUGCAUACAUAUGUGUGCUCUGUGAAGGGUUAGAAUUUUAUCAGAAUCACAAUGAGCCUCCCUUAGGAUGUAUUAUGUUAACAAACCCCUUUGUUGGGAUUUUACCAACAUCUGGAGGGUCUGAUCAGACACAGAUAAUGCAAACAUGCAGAAAGAUCACUGGGAAUACUUCAGCUCAACUUGCCCAUAGUCUGUCUGACAUUAUCAUCGGCAUGAUUAUAGUGGCUGAUGUGUACAGCUAGUACAGACAGCAGUUAAAAUAAGUUCAAAUGCUGACAGUUUAAAACCCAGCUAACAACCUGUUUAAGAGGAAGAUUUCCUCUUUGUAAUUGUUAACAUUCAGUCAAAGGAUCAAGUGAAUGAAUGGAACCUGUCUGAGUCAUUGCAUCUUUAUAACCUGCAGGGAAUCAGGUACUAAACAUUUAUUUAUUUUGUUACACUAAAUCUUCUUAAAGGGUAACUUUGGAAUGUAUCAACGUGGACCUUAUUUUCCCUUGUUUUUGUUUCUGUGUGACUAAUUGGGAUAACAUUUUAGAGAUUGAUCAAGUUUUUUUUAACCCUUUAAAAACAACAUAGUCACACAGUAACACAAACAAACUAACAGACCAAGGCAGUGGCAGACCAGCAGCUGUAAUGUUCUGCAAUGUAAAAUUACUGUAUUUUUCAAGGGAGUCUGGUGGCUUUGAUGGGAGCAAUAUAGUGAGUGUUUCUGGUUAAACUUUACUCUUUGAAAAGGUCUAUCUCUGUAGGGAUCAUUUCCACAAUGUUGUCAGACACAAAAACAAUCGGAGCCUGUCAGUGACAAAAACAAAGAUUAUGUAGCAGCCCUGUUUUGCUGGACCAAUUCUCAAAGAAUUUGUCCCAAAUAGUCACAUAGACACAAAAACAUGGGAAAAAAAGGUUGAAAAAUCCCCAAAGUACCCUUUAAUAUCUGUGUCACGCUAGAGAAGAUUAAUGGUGGUUGACUGUCUUUCAUUCUUAUUAGGAUUAAAUGACCCUUUAACUCUUUUUUUUGUAUAUUUAUGCCAUAGCAUCAAGGUGAAGAGUCAGAUGGCACAUGGACACCUUGUAGAGGAAAAGCUUUGUGAAACAGUCUGUGAUAUAACCACUAGGUGGCAUACAUUUCUAGCUUAUUUCAGACAUUGCCAAGCACGCCAGCGUGCAUGGAAGAACCACCACGUACCCACUGUAGAAGUUUUCAUGAACUGGAUCUGUAACGUGAAAUGAAGGGCUUUUUAUUUACAGUGUUUGUUUUGCUACUGUGAAAUGGUGGACAUGUAAUGGUAACAAUAGAACCUGGAGCUUGAAGUAACUGGUUGAACUGUGGAAGAUGCAUAACAUUAUUGUUUGGACAUAUUUGUAUUUGUGUGGCCUCCUAAACUGCUGUGUGAUGGAUGAUUUCCUGAGACAACACGUAAUACAGUCACAUUUCAUUACGCCUACAUGCUGUCACUAACUCUCAUAUGCUUAGGUAUAACAGUUCCGUUAACCCAGUGUUGCAAACAUUCAUAAGCAUAAUGUAUUAAAGAUAAGUAUUAACACUGUUCAAAUGUCUGAGUGGAACGUUCACUGUAUGUUACUUUGAAAUCACUGCUUAUGAGUAGAGGUGAGCAGCUGUCAAAGAGGGUGCCUUAUUGUUAUCCUUGCAGUGUAAUCCAAGUUGCCUUGAUGUUCAUGAUAAACCAUUCAAAUAGUUUCUUGUGUUGUGCAGUGUGCCCUUCCACUGAUGAUCAGGAGGACAAAUGCCUGAUUCUUUGGCCUUCCAUUCGUUCCAUGUGUCCAACAUGUUCGUUGCAUUUUGUUCUAAUGAUGUUAACUGUAGCUGUAAGUGAUGAUACUUAAGUCCAGCCCAGAAGAGCAAACUCUGCCAACAUUUUGUUAAACUUUGAUCAUGUGCCAGUCUUUAAUGAUGUCCUGUAUUGUCCAAUAAAAGAAAACGUGUCGUACAA